GAGUCAGGGGAGAGUGUUCGGAUGUGAUGAGUUAAAUAGGAAUUUUGCGUGUUAAGUUUUUGUGGAAGUAACCGGGAGUGUGUGCAAGUGUGUGUGAGAGUGAUUGCAGCAGUAGCGACGAGGGCAAGGGAAGGGCAAAAAGGAAAGGGGUAUGGAAAAGGGAAUAGAACGGAACCUACGAGGAUAGUGGUGCCCCACUGCCUUUCUGACACAUUCCCGUCUCCGCGGUCCUUUGGUUCAUGUUGCUGCAUGCGGGCCAGUGUUGGACUGAGCUCGACCUUGCUCUUGGUUUCGGUUUUCCGGGGGUCGACAUCGCCUUGGAGUUGAAAAUUGAAGAUGCCUCCAGUGGUCAACUUGCUAGGGUUGCGCGAGGGAGCGAGGUUUGGGACGGUUCGUUGAGAGGAAGAGAGGGAGAGAGGGAGAGAGGGAGGGAGAAAGAGCGAGAGAGAGUCAUGUGAGGAGAACGUUGGUGCGGUAGAGUGCAAUUGUUACUGCUGCUGCUGCAAUGGUUGACGAGGAUUGCAGGUGCAGUCGUGGCCAUGGAUUUGGUUGAUGAGAAGCGGUGGAGUUGGCUUGAAGGAGGAUCUAGAGUGCUUCGCGAGUGAAUGCGUUCGGGCUUUUUGAGGAGACUAAGUUGCUGCGAGCUCGAUUGAUAUUGAGACAUUCUGGCGACUAUUUCUUGUACAUAUGUUAAGGCGGAGACGGCUGAAUAUGGAAGGAUAGUGGAGUAGAGUGAGGAACUGGGAGCGAUGGAAGCGUGCAAUUGCGUAGAGCCGCAAUGGCCUCCAGACGAUCUUCUCAUGCGGUACCAGUACAUAUCGGAUUUUUUCAUCGCGUUGGCAUAUUUCUCUAUUCCGCUGGAGCUUAUUUACUUUGUGAAGAAGUCGUCUAUUUUCCCAUAUCGAUGGGUUCUUGUUCAGUUUGGAGCCUUCAUUGUGCUGUGCGGAGCAACGCAUCUAAUAUCCUUGUGGACGUUCAGUAGCCAUUCUCGAACAGUGGCCGUCGUUCUUACAAUAGCGAAGGUUCUUACUGCUGUUGUGUCGUGUGCCACAGCACUCAUGCUUGUGCACAUUAUUCCAGACCUCCUUAGUGUAAAGACUCGAGAAUUGUUCUUGAAGAAGAAGGCUGCAGAACUUGAUCGUGAAAUGGGAUUGAUACGUACACAGGAGGAAACAGGUCGUCACGUUAGGAUGCUCACUCAUGAAAUACGAAGUACCCUAGAUCGACAUACAAUUUUGAAUACCACCCUCAUAGAACUCGGAAAAACGCUUUCGCUUGAGGAGUGUACUUUAUGGAUGCCAAGCCCAGAUGGUCAAGAGCUACAACUCAAAAAUGCUCUUCGAGCUGAAUCUCUUCAUGUUACAGUCCCCAUACAUCACCCAACUAUCAAGCAAGUGUUUAGUACUCCCCGGGCAGUGGUGAUAUCUCCUAACAGCCCAGUUUGUGUUACUCGAAUUCGUGGAGCGAAGUACAUGACUGGGGAGGUCGUGGCAAUUCGAGUCCCACUUCUGCAUCUCACAAACUUCCACUUCAGUGAUUGGCCUGAUGCCGGAACACGUCCUUUUGCAUUGAUGGUGCUGAUGUUGCCUUUAAACAGUGCACGAAGGUGGCACGUUCAUGAAUUGGAGCUAGUGGAAGUUGUGGCUGAUCAGGUGGCUGUGGCUCUAUCACACGCAACAAUUCUGGAGGAAUCAAUGCUUGCUCGAGAUCUUUUGAUGGAACAAAACGUAGCAUUGGAACAUGCUAGACAGGAAGCAGAGACAGCUAUUCGAGCCCGCAACGACUUUCUGGCUGUGAUGAAUCAUGAGAUGCGCACGCCCAUGCAUGCUAUCAUUGCUCUUUCUUCUUUAUUACAAGAAACGGAGUUAACCCCUGAGCAGCGGUCUAUGGUGGAAACUGUUUUGAAAAGCAGUAACCUUUUGGCCACAUUGAUAAAUGACGUGCUUGAUCUCUCUCGGCUCGAGGAUGGAAGUCUGGAGCUCGAUAUUCAGACAUUCAACCUUCCUAAUGUCUUCAAAGAGGUUUUGAACCUUGUGAAGCCAAUAGCGUCCGUGAAAAGGUUACAAGUGAACUUGACUAUGGGGCCCGACAUCCCUGAAAUUGCAGUUGGGGAUGAUAAGCGGCUUUUACAAACUGCUCUCAAUGUUGUUGGAAAUGCGGUGAAGUUUACUAAGGAGGGCCACGUGAACGUAAUUGUAGGUCUAGAAAGACCUGAAUAUCCGCGUGACCCUCGUCAGCCAGAUUUUCGGCCUUUAUCAGGAGACAAUCAUUUUUACCUCAGAGUCCAGGUGCGGGACACAGGUUUAGGUCUCAAUCCACAAGACAUCCCUAUGCUAUUUAACAAGUUUGUACAAGCUGACUCUACCACAACUAGAAAUUACGGAGGGACAGGACUUGGGUUAGCUAUUUGUAAAAGAUUUGUUAAUCUCAUGGAUGGGCAUAUAUGGAUUGAAAGCGAAGGGGUUGGAAGGGGGUCGAUUGUGACCUUCAUUGUGAAGUUAAAUCUUCCCGAGACUUCAAGUCAUCUCUCUAUUCAUAUUGCGCCUACCUCGCAACCAAGUGGUAGUCAGUCUCGGACAGACUUUUCUGGUGUCAGAAUCUUGGUCACCGAUGACAAUGGUGUGAACAGGAUGGUAACGCGAGGCUUGCUAAUGAGACUAGGGUGUGAAGUGACUUUGGCGGCAUCUGGACGGGAAUGUCUGCAAUUAAUCCAACAGCGAAACCAGGCAUUUAACGUGCUUCUACUUGAUGUGUGCAUGCCGGAGAUGGAUGGAUAUGAAGUUGCUACUCAAAUUCAAAAAAGAUUAACACGUCGCGAUCGGCCGCUUCUUGUUGCCCUUACGGCCAACACUGAUCGUAUCACCCAUGAGAAAUGUCUUCGUCUGGGCAUGGACGGAGUGGUCACAAAGCCUAUUUCGUUAGAAAAGAUGCGAUUGGUGCUCACAGAGCUUUUGGAACGAGGCUCCAUUUCUGAACUUACUCAAAGAUUAUGAUAUUAGUUGUUGAAUUCAUAUCCCCCUAAUUUGAAAGGCAAACGAAGUUCCAUUUAUUCUGUACAUGCGAAAUGCGCCUGGGAAAUGUGUAAUUUCAUUAGCCAACACAUAUAGAAUUUACUGUCUAACAAGUCAGACAGGUUCAAGGUCUGGCCACGAGAGUUGCUCACAGCUUGCAUGGAGACAUGUGAAGAGAAAACAGGGGUAUGUAUAGUACUGAGUAUUCGAAGGUUUCACACGGUUCUGUUACCCCGCUUAGCCGUGCCGCAUUGAUCCACAUUAAAAAAACAUACAAUGCAAUCUAGUGGGACGCUUCUCUCA
Molecule: messenger RNA, 3314 nt
Organism: Physcomitrium patens
Lineage: Eukaryota; Viridiplantae; Streptophyta; Bryopsida; Funariales; Funariaceae
Product: ethylene receptor 2
Biological process (GO): phosphorelay signal transduction system; response to ethylene; phosphorylation
Cellular component (GO): endoplasmic reticulum; endoplasmic reticulum membrane
Molecular function (GO): protein binding; phosphorelay sensor kinase activity; ethylene binding
Source: RefSeq, a predicted model, not a curated record